Molecule: messenger RNA, 640 nt
Organism: Helianthus annuus (common sunflower)
Lineage: Eukaryota; Viridiplantae; Streptophyta; Magnoliopsida; Asterales; Asteraceae
Exons: 2
Coding region: 50-541 (163 amino acids)
Source: RefSeq, a predicted model, not a curated record
UAUUUAUAUAUCCUUAGUGAAGGCUAAUCAGCAUAACAAAUUUACACAAAUGGAUUCCAUUCCUUCUGCUAACUGGGUUUCAGAAAUUCACAAGAUGGUCCCCGAUGCUACUGUUUGGGAAUCAGAGAUUACUAGCUCGAUCGCGCCUUCAAAGGUCUUCCAUGACUUUGUUCUCGCGUAUUUAGAGUUCAUGGCCAAGACCUUCAUUCCAAAACAGUUUGGUCCAGAGGUCGUGACCUUGGAAGGCGAUGGCUUCGGAGGGGAAGCAGUCGAUUAUACCGUCAAGGAGAUUACAUCCGAACAAAUGAGGCCAAUGAGGUACACGAUAUUCGGAGAAGAUAUAGAGAACUUCUCAUGCAAUUAUAUAUACAGUGGAAACACAAUGCAUUUAGAAGAAAUGAAGGUGAUACCCUUAGUUGAUGAAGGUUGUACACUAAAGUAUAAAAGGACCUAUCUUAACGAAGUCACAGAAGAUGAUGUCAUGGACCAUAAGCUUUCACUUACUCAAGUUUUCAAUGUCUUUGAGGCCACUGUUGUUUAGAAGAUCCUAAACAUGAUUGUUUGUGGUUAUUAAAGUGUUUAUUCUUGUAAUGUUAAUAAGUAUGUUAUGAUAUUCGAUUGCGUUGCAUUAUAAUACAUA